Zygotorulaspora mrakii is the source of this 912-nucleotide messenger RNA. RefSeq lists its product as uncharacterized. Bases 1 to 912 code for a protein of 303 amino acids. Lineage: Eukaryota; Fungi; Ascomycota; Saccharomycetes; Saccharomycetales; Saccharomycetaceae. The record is from RefSeq and is a predicted model, not a curated record. The transcript has a single exon. Gene Ontology annotation, molecular function: L-ornithine transmembrane transporter activity. Gene Ontology annotation, biological process: mitochondrial L-ornithine transmembrane transport.
AUGUCUGAAGACCUAACAACACCUCAAGUCGUUGACGAUAUCGAAAGAUCGCACAACUUAGUACGGACCGCCAAGGAUAUAACGGCGGGAACAAUCAGUGGGAUAGCGCAAGUUUUGGUGGGACAGCCAUUUGAUAUUACGAAAGUACGACUGCAAACUUCGCCGGCUAAUUCCAAUGCAAUUGAUGUUAUAAAGAAUUUGGUCAAAGAGGAGGGGCCGAUGGCAUUCUACAAGGGUACCUUGGCGCCGCUAGUUGGGAUUGGAGCCUGUGUGUCGUGCCAGUUCGGUAUCAACGAGGCGAUGAAAAGAUAUUUCCAUUCUAGUAAUGGUGGUCAUGAUUCGAAGUUAUCUCUGAGGCAAUACUACUGCUGUGGUGUUGUUAGUGGUGCAGCUAACGCAUUUCUGGCCACACCCAUUGAGCAUGUCAGAAUACGUUUGCAGAUUCAGAAAAAAUCAACAGGUACAAAUGCAUAUACCGGUUCGUUGGACUGUUUCAAGAAACUAUUGAAGCAGAAGGUACUGAUGAGGGGACUUAGCGCGACGAUGUUGAGAACUUCGCAUGGAUUUGGUAUGUACUUUUUGACCUACGAAGCCUUGACCAAUGAGCAGAUCAAAAAGGGCAUCAAAAGAGAGGACAUACCAACUUGGAAAGUCUGCCUAUUUGGUGCGGUAGCGGGAGCCUUCUUCUGGGCAACAACGUACCCAUUCGACGUCAUCAAAUCCGUUAUGCAAGCUGAUAAGCUGCAUGCACCGGAAAAUGGCACAAACGUCUUCCAGGUUGCCAAAAGCAUUUACGCUAAAAGAGGUCUAUCAGCGUUUGCCAAAGGUUUUGCUCCAACAAUGCUCAGGUCCUUGCCCGUCAAUGGAGCAACCUUUGCAACCUUCGAGGUUGCCAUGAGGCUGCUUGCAUAA